AUGCCUUCCUUUUUCGGUUUCAAAUGCUUGUCAAUGAUGAGCAUCUUCAAACGCAAACGACGUCAACCAUCCGAUAAACCUCGUCGAUCUGCAUCCAUUGCCACCACCAGCCGAUCCAGUAUUUAUUCACAGCCUCAUCGUCCUCGACCUUCCACAGCUAUGACCAUCGAUCCCAAAACACCUGAUGCUUAUGACCACGAUAUUGCAACCAAAUUUGGUGACAACGUUAUGAUUAAUGAUCUGGAACUGCUCUUGUCCAUGGAAACCCAAGCUCGAAUGGAUGCCCUUGAAGAACGCGAAGAACAACUCCAACGCAGGACAACCACUCUCAAAUUUGAAUUGCCACCCACACCACGUACAAUCAUGAUUGAUGAUACCCCAUCCAUACCCAAACGCCCUAAUAGCGCUCCUGUCGUCGAUUCAUCUACUCCUUCUACAAAGGGCUGGAGACGCAAAAUAUGGAUUCCAUCAACAACGACAACAACAGCAUCACCCGUAAAACGUAGCAACAGCGUGGCAACGAGUACACUAUCAUCCAGACAUGGCGGCGAGUUAACCAACAACAGCACCACCAAUAGUACAGCAUCGAGUUUAUGUUCAAAAGAAGAGGCAGAAGAUAAGACUUGCAUAUCCCAAACACUGGACUUGGGCACCAGAGUGCGGUUGCUACGACGACCUUUACCUACUUAUGGUCAUGUUCGAUUCAUUGGCACUGUUGAUUUUGCACCUGGUGAAGAGUGGAUCGGCGUUGAGCUUGAUAGCCGAGUGGGAAAGAAUGAUGGUUCAGUCAAAGGAAAACGCUAUUUUCAGACCGAUCGGGAUCGAGGUCUCUUUGUUCUUCGUGAGGAUUUGGCAGUUGUUGAAGCAUAA
This is a messenger RNA of Lichtheimia ornata, 870 nucleotides long. RefSeq lists its product as uncharacterized. The coding region runs from base 1 to 870 and encodes 289 amino acids. The transcript is spliced from 2 exons. NCBI's taxonomy places the organism in Eukaryota, Fungi, Mucoromycota, Mucoromycetes, Mucorales, Lichtheimiaceae. The record is from RefSeq and is a predicted model, not a curated record.